Molecule: messenger RNA, 2127 nt
Organism: Linum trigynum
Lineage: Eukaryota; Viridiplantae; Streptophyta; Magnoliopsida; Malpighiales; Linaceae
Source: the annotation of a GenBank genome assembly
AUGGUGAAUCCUAUGGUGGAACGGGCUACGAGCGACAUGUUGAUCGGGCCUGAUUGGGCUAUGAAUAUCGAGAUCUGCGACAUGUGCAACCACGACCCUGGGCAAGCAAAAGAUGUCGUUAAAGGAAUAAAGAAGCGCCUUGGAAGUAAGAAUGCCAAAGUUCAACUUCUUGCUUUGACAUUAAUGGAGACUAUCAUAAAGAAUUGCGGGGAUAUCGUCCACAUGCAAGUGGCAGAGAGAGGUUUGCUCCAUGACAUGGUGAAAAUAGCGCGGAAAAAGCCUGACCUUCAUGUCAAGGAGAAGGUUCUGACUCUGAUAGAUACAUGGCAAGAAGCUUUUGGAGGGCCAAGGGCAAGAUAUCCUCAAUAUUAUGCAGCAUACCAGGAGUUGUUGAGAGCUGGGGCAGUGUUUCCUCAGAGAUCGGAGCAAACAGCUCCGGUUUUCACACCUCCACAAACACAACCAUUAUCAUCAUAUCCGAAGAAUCUGCCGAAUCCUGAUGCGAGACCGGAGCCAGCUGAAUCCUCUGAGUCUGAGUUCCCAACCUUGAGCUUAUCGGAAAUCCAAAAUGCACGUGGUAUCAUGGAUGUCCUGGCAGAAAUGCUUAGUGCUAUAGAUCCGGGAAACAAAGAGGGUCUAAGGCAGGAAGUCAUAAUUGACCUAGUGGAUCAGUGUCGCACAUACAAGCAAAGAGUGGUGCACCUUGUUAAUUCGACAGCGGAUGAAUCACUGCUAUGUCAAGGUUUGGCACUUAAUGAUGACUUGCAGCGUGUUUUAGCCAAACAUGAAGCCAUUUCGUCAGGAACUGUUCUUCCGAAAGAUAAGCCAAAGACGGAUACUCAACCUAGUGGGAGUCUAGUUGAUGUUGAUGGUCCUCUAGUUGAUGUUGCGGGUGCCAAACAGUCUAAUCAGGAAUCUCCUUCGAGUUCAAGUGGAGCCAAUCAGCCACUGAACCAGCUAUUGCUUCCUGCACCCCCCACGAGCAAUGGUCCAGCCACUCCAUCAACAGCAGCCAAUCCUAAGAUGGAUCUGUUAAGUGGUGAUGACUUCAGUUCCCCAAAGGCUGGUGACACAUCACUUGCUCUUGUUCCUGUAGGUGAAACACAGGCCACUACUUCUCCUUCUCAGCAGAAUGCACUUGUCCUGUUCGACAUGUUCUCCGACAAUCAACCAAACGGUGUUGCAAACAAUCCUGCCAAUGCUAACAUGCAGCCUACUCCAUUCGAUGGUCAAAAUAACACUAUGACCCAGCAAUUCCAACCACAGCAAAAUUUCCAACCUCCAGAACAACCUGCGAUGUACCCUAAUGGAACCACGCCGAAUAUGGGAUCGCCAUUCAUGCAAGGUUCUGUCCCUGCCUGGAAUGGACAGCUCACCCAGCAGCCUCAACAGCCCGUCUCUCCAGUUUAUGGUUCAAAACCAGACGGCUCGCUUCCUCCACCACCAUGGGAAGCUCAGCUAGCAGCAGAUGGCAUUGGAAGCCCAGUAGCAGGAUCUCAAUACCCAUCACAGCCCAUGCAAGUUACUCAGGUGGUCGUCACUCACAGUCAGCCACUGACCAACCCUAUGCACCCGAUGGGACCAAUGGGAACCGAUCCUGGAGUGGGAAUCUAUAUCCAACCAGUUACAAGCGCCCCGAUGUCACCCAUGAGCAAUUCGGCAGCUGGAGGACAGGGCAACCCAUAUUUUGGAAUGCAGUAUCCCCAGCAAGCCGGAGGGGGGCAGUACAUUGGGAUGGGAAUGGCCCCACAGUUACCAAUGUAUCCUCAACAGCAACAGCAGCUGCAGCAGCUACAGCUACAGCAACAGCAACAGCAGCUACAGCAACAGCAGCAGAUGUAUAGCAACCAAAUGGCAGGAUAUGGAGGAUAUGGUGGUGGUAUGUACGGACAGCAACCGCAGCAACAUCAGCUGACGCCUCAGCAGCAGCGGUACCUAGAGCAGAAAAUGUAUGGAAUGUCGGUGAGAGACGACAGCAGCUUGAGAAGCUCGUCUUCUUACGGGCUACCUUCAUCGAACUCUUCGUCUAUGGUCCCAAAGCCAUCAAAGCCGGAAGAUAAGCUGUUUGGUGAUCUGGUCGACCUUACCAAGUUCAAGCCGGCGAAAACUCCAGGGGGUAGUAUGUGA